UCUACUAAAUAUAAGAGAGUUACUAGAAGUAUUCUAGCUUUAAAACUCUAUAGUAUAGCUUAUGGCUUUAAUAUAGGCAUUUUAGUUAAAUCUAUAAUUAAUAAAAUACUAGAAAUAGAACUAUUACUAGUAGUUUAUAUGAAUUCGAAGUUAUUAUAUAAAUGCCUUAUUAAAUUAGGAACUACUCGAGAAAAGCAUCUAAUAAUUAAUAUAAUAUACCUUUACUAGGUAUAUAAAUAAUAAGAGAUUAUAGAAGUUAAAUAGAUUAAGAGAGAAU
Messenger RNA from Hyaloscypha bicolor E, 277 nucleotides. RefSeq lists its product as uncharacterized. The transcript has a single exon. NCBI's taxonomy places the organism in Eukaryota, Fungi, Ascomycota, Leotiomycetes, Helotiales, Hyaloscyphaceae. The annotation marks the transcript as partial. The record is from RefSeq and is a predicted model, not a curated record.